Messenger RNA from Acanthosepion pharaonis, 1116 nucleotides. The record is from the annotation of a GenBank genome assembly. Lineage: Eukaryota; Metazoa; Mollusca; Cephalopoda; Sepiida; Sepiidae.
AUGCAGGUCAACCUCAUCAAAAGAGGAAUGUUUUUGGACAUUCAGUCUCACUUGUUACAUAUUGUUUUUACCUUUCAUUCUCUCCUCAUUCUCUUUUCUACUUCUCCUCAUAUAUUUUCUCUUUCAUUCUUUCAUCCUCUCUUCAUUCUCUACCUCUCCUGUUAUAAUUUUUUCUUUCUUUCUUCUCUUCAUUCUCUUUUCUUUUCUACUUCUCCUGUUGUACUUCUUUCUUUCUUUCAUCUUCUCUUGAUUCUAUUUUACUACCUCUCAUCAUAUACUUUUUCUUUCUUUCUUUCAUCCCCUCUUCAUUCCCUACCUCUCCUCUUAUAUUUUUUAUUUCUUUCAUUUUCUCUUCAGUCUCUUUUCUUUUUUUACACCCCCUCUUAUACUACUUUUCUAUUUCACCAUUUUCUUUUCUUUCUUGCUUCUCUUGUUUUAUUCUUUCUUUCAUCCUCUUUUCUUUCCUACAUCUCCUCUUAUAUUCUUUCUUUCUUCUUCUCUUCAUUCACUUUUCUUUUUUACCUCUCAUCAUAUACAUUUUCUUUCUUUCUUUCAUUUUCUCUUCAUUCUCUUUUCUUUUCUACAGCUCCUCUUAUACUACUUUUCUUUCUUUCACCAUUCUCUUUUCUUUCUUGCUUCUCUUGCUAUACUUUUUCUUUCUUUCUUUCUUUCUUUCAUCCUCUUUUCUUUCCUACAUCUCCUCUUAUAUUCUUUCUUUCUUCUCUUCAUUCUCUUUUCUCUUUUCUUUUUUUACAGCCCCUCUUAUACUACUUUUCUAUUUCACCAUUUUCUUUUCUUUCUUGCUUCUCUUGUUAUAUUCUUUCUUUCAUCCUCUUUUCUUUCCUACAUCUCCUCUUAUAUUUCUUCUUUCUUUCAUCUUCAUUCUCUUUUCUUUUCCCCAGCUCCUCUUCAUUUUUCAUCCUCUCUUCCUUCUUUCUUUUGUACCUCUCUUCUUAUAUUUUUCAUUCGUUCUUUCUUUCUUUCAUCGUUCUCCUUUUACUUUUCCCACCUUUGACAAUUCUUAGCUUCCUAAUAUGCUUCUCUUACAUCACCAUUUACCUUUCUGCCUACUUUCCCAUCUUAACCUUUCUGAUUCCUACCCAUUUCCUUCCUUAA